Mya arenaria is the source of this 2102-nucleotide messenger RNA. RefSeq lists its product as uncharacterized. Lineage: Eukaryota; Metazoa; Mollusca; Bivalvia; Myida; Myidae. The transcript is spliced from 2 exons. The coding region runs from base 332 to 1357 and encodes 341 amino acids. Gene Ontology annotation, biological process: protein deubiquitination. The record is from RefSeq and is a predicted model, not a curated record. Gene Ontology annotation, molecular function: cysteine-type deubiquitinase activity.
CGGUGUCACGUGACUUUUGUUUACAACGUAUUUUGACAUUUCGUGAUUCAUCUAGAAUACACUUGUUAAUCAUGUAGAUUCAAUAUAUAAAUAAGCCCACGUGACAGUUUGUCGGCCAGUUUAGACCUACAAUUGGUCGGAAACUGGCUGAUUAACCUGUUGAUGUUCAAACACGGCUCAUUACGCAUGUGGAACCCGUGACAGUACAGAUUUGACUAACUACCAAGUUGACAGUCAAACUCUAAGAGGAACUAAGCGAAAACGGUCAGAUUCCCACAAUCCAGAGACAGAGAAAAGAGGAGGUUUAUUACAAAAAAUAAAGAGAGCUGCAAUGACAAUUGUAGGGAGCAUUUUUCCCGAGCACUCGCCUUGGGAUUCAUUGUGGAGUUGGCAACCUGGACACAGACAACCACAUUGGAACAGUUUUGAAGGAUGGAGAGAUCACGCCAGUCAUUCUCGAACUGAAAUAGAGAUACCUAUCCAAAUUGUUGACAGUGAUCAUUUUGACUCUUCUGAUGAGUGGUCUGAUGUAGACGACUAUGAUAUGAACAACAGUUCAAGAAGGGCCAGCAAAAGAUCACGGGACGAAACAUCAAAAUUCCCAACAGAAAACGAUGAACUAUUAGCAGCUUCCUUGAAUCUUGACAAUUAUGAGAGUAGUGAUGAUCCUUUUAGGAGGAAUUUGAGACGUAAGCCUUUGAGAGAGGAAACUAGAAGUAGCUCAUACAAUACAAGAAGUCAUGGUGUCAAGUCUAGCGAAACAAUUUGUAUAGAUGUUGAUGAUGAUGAGAAAGAGAUAAAUGGAACAUCUAACUACUCUGUGUAUCAGUACUUGAAAGGUUUUCUAAACAGCCAAGGUCGACAAAUUGAUGGCAUCAAAGGAGAUGGAAACUGUUUCUUUCGUGCUUUAAGUAAAAUUAUUUAUGGGAACCAGAAGUAUUACAAUGAAAUAAGACAGGCUGUUGUUGAUGUCAUAGAAAAGCAUCCAAAGAAAUUUGAAGCAUUCACUGAUGGUCCUAUAUCAGAACAUAUUGCGGAUAUCCGUGUUGACAAAACAUGGGGUACGCAAACAGAAAUCUACGCAGCCGCAACUUUGCUUAACAGGGAUUUCUACAUUUUGUCACCAGAUAAUACGGGUGAAACUUACAGAUGGCUGCUCUUUCAACCCCAAGUGAAGUUGCGUAAAACAAACAACCUCACUGGUUGCGAUUGUUGUAUAACAAUCUGCCAUACGCAUGGAAAUCAUUAUGAUAGAAUUGCCCCUCUCUCAGGAAAGUGUAACUGCGAGCUGGGUCCUCCAGAAAUGUCAGGGAUAAAAGGACAGAUUGACUUAACUUCGGAGGAUGAGAUUGUAUAGCUCGUAUGGAAAGUCAAGAUAAUUUUCUUGUUUGUCGUUGUGCUAGGGCUUAUUAUGUAGUCUAAAUAGAACAAUUCACUUUAUUCGACUUUAUACCAAUAUUGUCUAUCUCUAUAUAUAUAUAUGUAUGUAUAUAUACACAUUGUUAUCAGGACCUUCCCCAUAAAAUUAUUCAAACACAACUUAUGUCAGUGGGGGUUUGGGGUGCCCCCUUCCGCAAUGAGAACUUUUUUAGAUUUUGAAACUGUAUAUCAUAAGGUGUGUUCUGGCAUAAAAAUGUGAUUUAUUUGAAAUCUUUUCUCUAUUUUUUUCAAUACAUCUUGAUGAUCAAAUUAUUAUAUACCCAGUCUUAAACACUAUUGUCACACUUUCUAGUGGGUGCUGUAAUAAUCAUGAUUUAUAGAUGUAAUUAUAUAGUUAAUGUAGUGACGUCUUUUAAAAGUUUAAACCUUUAGAAAUGACUGGUGGUCAAGAAAUGCAGGUAGAUAAUUGAAUACAAAAUACUCAGUGUAAGCCAAGAAAAGAUUCCCUUAGGAUAAGUUGCAGCUGUUUAUUUAUGAUCGUAUGUCAUUGUAGCCCAUUCACAGAUUGUUUUAUUUAUAAUACAGAAAGGUGACUCUUGCUUGGUUAAAUUUUGUCAUGUGCUUGCGUUGUAAAUAGUUUUAAAAUGCUUGGUGUAAAUGUGCUUUAUUUAUUGAUCAUUGUUCAUUUGUACUUUAACAUUUUAUUAAAGUCUAAGUUUUAA